Messenger RNA from Entrophospora candida, 965 nucleotides. The record is from the annotation of a GenBank genome assembly. NCBI's taxonomy places the organism in Eukaryota, Fungi, Glomeromycota, Glomeromycetes, Entrophosporales, Entrophosporaceae.
AUGAGCAAACCCUCUGCAGGGGAGAUACACACUUUGAAUCUUAUUAAUGUUCACGUUAUGUAUAUGAUUGAAAUUACAUGGGAUUUUGCAAGUGGUAGUGUUAUAGCAUACUAUCUUAACAAGGCAAUUAAAUGUACAACUACUACCACAAAAGAUAAGAGAGCUCAACCAGAUGUCUAUAAAAAGAAAAAAAAUUACCAAAAUUCAAACAAAAGGUCAUCAACUGAUUUUUAUCCAAGUGAUCCUAUGAGAGAUCUUCAAUUGCCACAUAUAGAAUUUAAAUUAACAAGUAUAAAAGUUGGAAGUUAUUAUGAAGAUGUAGAAGAAGAAAAUAAUUUAUGUUUUAUAUAUAAAUAUUUGGAGGAGACUAUAACAAUUUUUUUUAAUGAAAAUUAUCCGAGUUUAGUUAUUAAACUCGAUGAUUUAUUUGAAUUUUCUAAAAUCACUUCAAAUACUCUGCUUAUUAUGGUGAAAGACGAUCCUUCUAAUGUUUUAACCGAUCCUUAUUCCUUUGUUGAAAAUCCUUUAUAUACGAAAAGUGCCUGCCCCACAAAAGAGAUUUGGAUGAUUAUUGAUGAAAAGACACCAGAUGAAGUAAUUGACAUGGUUGGUCUUCAUAUUAAUUAUGUUAUCUCAUCAAGAACGCCUGAUGUUGAAUCUAAUAUUAGUGAAUAUCAAGAAAUGACUGCUGCUUCUAUCAAAUGUAAAAAAGAACCCAAAAGAAUUAAAGAAAAAAAAUAUUUCUUUACUUGUCAUGUUAAUAAGGAAAUUCAUGAUUUGGGUUUUCCACCUUCUGUGAUUUUUGAAGAUCUUAGAAAAUAUAUUCAAAAAUCUUUCAAAUUAACUGAAGUAAAAAAAUUAAAAUAUAAAGAUGAUGAUGGUGACUUUAUCACCAUUUCUGAUAAUGAUGAUUUCAUGAUUGCAAUGCAAAUUUACUCUAUUAAUAAUAGAUUAGAAAUUUGGGU